GGUCUUGGCUGGCACACAGGGGGCCUGGUCCUUCACCUCUGUCCUCUGUCCCUACGGACACAUAUAAGACCCUGGUCACACCUGGGAGAGGAGGAGAGGAGAGCACAGCGCCUGCAACAAGAUGGAUGUGGGCAGCAAAGAGGUCCUGAUGGAGAGCCCGCCGGACUACUCUGCAGCCCCCAGGGGCCGAUUCGGCAUCCCCUGCUGCCCAGUGGACCUGAAACGCCUUCUCAUCGUGGUGGUGGUGGUGGUCCUCGUCGUCGUGGUGAUCGUGGGAGCCCUGCUCAUGGGUCUCCACAUGAGCCAGAAACACACGGAGAUGGUCCUGGAGAUGAGCAUGGGGGCACCGGAAGCCCAGCAAUGGCUGGCCCUGAAUGAGCACCUGGGUACCACUGCCACCUUCUCCAUCGGCUCCACUGGCCUUGUGGUGUAUGACUACCAGCGGCUCCUGAUCACCUACAAGCCAGCCCCUGGCACCUGCUGCUACAUCAUGAAGAUUGCUCCAGAGAGCAUCCCCAGUCUGGAGGCUCUCACUAGAAAAGUCCAGAACUUCCAGGCCAAGCCCGAAAAGCCAGCCCCUAAGCUGGGCCAGGCGGAGGGGCGUGAUGCGGGCUCAGCACCCUCCAGAGGGGACUCGGGCUUCCUGGGCAUGGCCGUGAGCACCCUGUGUGGCGAGGUGCCGCUCUACUACAUCUAGAACUCCUCAGGGUCAGUGGAAGCCCCAAGGGGACAGGAAACGCCCCAAGAAAAGGGUCUUUUGCAACUUUUGCAGACAGGCAAGAAGCUGCUUCUGCCCACACCGCAGGGACAGGCCCUGGAGAAAUGGGAGUUUGGGGAGAGGAUGGGAGUGGGCGGAGGUGGCGCCCAGGGGCCGGGGAACUCCUGCCACAACAGAAUAAAGCAGCCUGAUUGAAAAGCAAA
Messenger RNA from Cebus imitator (Panamanian white-faced capuchin), 921 nucleotides. It is a transcript of the gene SFTPC, whose product is annotated as surfactant protein C. Lineage: Eukaryota; Metazoa; Chordata; Mammalia; Primates; Cebidae. Gene Ontology annotation, cellular component: extracellular region; alveolar lamellar body. Gene Ontology annotation, biological process: respiratory gaseous exchange by respiratory system. The coding region runs from base 122 to 697 and encodes 191 amino acids. The transcript is spliced from 6 exons. The record is from RefSeq and is a predicted model, not a curated record.